Molecule: messenger RNA, 2227 nt
Organism: Emys orbicularis (European pond turtle)
Lineage: Eukaryota; Metazoa; Chordata; Testudines; Emydidae
Gene: CHST7
Product: carbohydrate sulfotransferase 7
Exons: 2
Coding region: 1-1380 (459 amino acids)
Biological process (GO): N-acetylglucosamine metabolic process; carbohydrate metabolic process
Cellular component (GO): trans-Golgi network; Golgi membrane
Molecular function (GO): N-acetylglucosamine 6-O-sulfotransferase activity; chondroitin 6-sulfotransferase activity
Source: RefSeq, a predicted model, not a curated record
AUGAAGGGGCGGCGGUGGCGCUGGCAGCACCGCCGCCUCGCCCUGCUGCUGGUGCUCUACACGCUGCUGCUGCUGCUCCUGGUGCCCUACGUGCAGGACUACGGGACCAGGCGGGGGCGCGGGGCGGAGGAGGCGCCGCUGCAGCCCCGCUGCCCCAGCCUGCAGGAGGUGCUGGGCGAGUGGGGCUGGGAGGAGGAGAAGGAGGAGGAGCAGCCGCCGGAGGGCGAGGCGGCCGGCGGCGGGAAGCGGCACAUCUACCUGCACGCCACCUGGCGCACGGGCUCCUCCUUCCUGGGGGAGCUGUUCAACCAGCACCCGGACGUCUUCUACCUGUACGAGCCCAUGUGGCACCUGUGGCAGGCCCUGUACCCGGCGGACGCGCUCAGCCUGCAGGGCGCCCUGCGCGACAUGCUCCGCUCACUCUUCCGCUGCGACUUCUCCGUGCUGCGCCUCUACGCCGCCCCGCCCGCGCCCCGGGACCCGCUGGCCCCGGGCGGCGGCGGCGGCAACCUCACCACGGCCGGCCUCUUCGGCUGGCGGACAAACAAAGUGAUCUGCUCGGCCCCGUUCUGCCCGGACGCCCCCCAGCCCCGCCACGAGAUCGGCCUGAUCGACGGCGCCGCCUGCGAGCGGAGCUGCCCGCCGCGGGGGCUGCGGGAGCUGGAGGCCGAGUGCCGCAAGUACCCGGUGGUGGUGAUCAAGGACGUGCGGCUGCUGGAGCUGGGCGCGCUGCUGCCGCUGCUGCGGGAGCCCGGCCUCAACCUGCGGGUCAUCCAGCUCUUCCGCGACCCCCGCGCCGUGCACAACUCCCGCCUCAAGGCCAAGCAGGCGCUGCUGCGGGAGAGCAUCCAGGUGCUGCGGAGCCGGCACCGCGCCGAGCCCCGGGGACUCCCCCACCGGCAGCUCCUGCCCGCGGCCGGGCUGGGCGGCGGCGGGAUCCGGGCGCAGCAGCAGCACCGGGCCGAGUUCUUCCUGAGCGGCGCGCUGGAGGUGAUCUGUCAGGCCUGGCUCCGCGACCUGCUCUUCUCCCGCCGCGCCCCGGCCUGGCUGCGCCGCCGCUACACCCAGCUGCGCUACGAGGACCUGGUGCUGGAGCCCCGCGCCCAGCUGCGCCGCCUGCUGCGCUUCGCCGGCCUGCCUGUCCCGCCCGCCAUGGAGAGCUUCGUGCUCAACAUGACCCGCGGCGCCGCCUACUCCUCCGACCGGCCCUUCCUCAUCUCCGCCCGGGACGCGCGGGAGGCCAUCCACGCCUGGAGGGAGCGGCUCAGCCAGGAGCAGGUGCGCCAGGUGGAGGCCGCCUGCGGCGAAGCCAUGAGCCUCUUGUCCUACCAGCCCAGUGCCGAGCCCGGCGGCGGAGCCCGGGAGGGGGACAGCAGGUAGCGGCCGCCUCCUGGACGGGACAUGCAGCUUGAAGUGCAGACAUUGGAAGGAUGCGUUACGGUAACAGCCAAGGACUGAAGAAAAAUUCAUCCCUGAAGAGACUACAUUCCACAUCCUUUCAGAACUUCAGUUUAUGCUAACAACUGUACAGUUUUGCAUAGCAGAACACAUUUUAAUCACCUAAAACAGGUGGACACAAUGACUUCAUUUCCAGUAAGGAUAUGACAGUGCAAUAUGGACAACUAUGAACCUCCAAUAUGGAGUGGUUUAUUUUACAGUUUGAAGCUGCCAGUCUGUGAUCAAUUGUAGGUGCUUUUUCUGGCAAUAAGGAGACUUAAAUUUUUAAAGUUACUGACAAUACUUGGACAAAUCAUCUACCAUUGCAAAAACUCAGUAUUUGCAAACGUAGUAUUUUACACUUCAGUAUUGUAGCAAAACUUUCACAGAUCUAGGUGGUGAGGUUUUUUUAAAGUGCUCUGCUUCCCCACCCUGUAACUGGGAAUUAUUUUAUCCUAAUACCAGGACUGUGUUUUUAGAGUUCUGAAUACAGUAAAUUAUAUAAUAAAUUGUGAAUUUGAUUAUACAAACUUUCCCUUGGGGGGAAAAAAACAGUUGAAGUGCUGCUUCCAUUUCUACUGCAGUGUGACCUAAUCCACAGAAAGCACAGUAACACCAAACCAUACUCUUACAAGAAACUGCACAGAAACCCCUGUUUGGGAGGGAGGGGAAAAAGUUCAGGGCUGAUAACUGGUGGCAGUUGGCAUAGCUGAAGUUCUGACCCCUUGGGUUGAGCUCUUACUGAAAUGCCAAGCUAAAAUCCACUUCAAGUUUGCCUAUAACUCAUACC